AUAAUUUAGUGCAAUAUAUAUUAAAACUUCUAUCUAUAAGUAUAUUUCGGGGAGUUCAAAGGAUUGAUUGAUAGGAUAUGGUAUAGGUUGAUGGGAUAAUAUUAUAUAUAGGACGAAUGGAUCGUAAGAAACUUUGAAUUAAGAAACAUAAAAGAAAGAAUUAUGAAGGAAGAUAACACGAAAUGGUGAAUAAUGGAAUCAUCGCGACCUUUGAAUAACGUCUUGGCGUUGAUUGAAUAAGACAGGGUCAUGCCCCCUGUCCGUUUUCCGGUACCAUGCACAACAUUUGCUCCAUAUAACAGCACAAUCAACGAAAGUCAAGCAUUAGAGUUGGCGAAAGAUGAUCGCAAUGCCCUACUAUACAUCGUCGUCACGCUUUUGUUUUAUUCCAUGGGAAUCAUCAUUGGGAUUAUCACAUAUUUAAAACGUGAACGGCGUGAGAUGCUGGAAGAUAAAACAUUUGACCUCUAUUUUCAAAUGAAAAGUGACCCGUAUACUACCUUUAAAGCAGAACGAGUGCAAAUGGUCGCAGCGCGAUUAGCGCAGUUAGAAAAAGAUAAGUUGGAAAAAGAGAUUCUCAUGAGUUCAGAAGCAGGGUGCAGUAACGGAAUUCAAAAUCAAACAUCUCUGGAGGUUAACCAAUCAGAAUCGUCAGAUUGUGAAUCUAUUCCUACUGUAGCAAGCAAAUCAAGCCCAACCAUGUCUUCUUCCUCGGGUAACAACACAAGACCAACAGAUAUAGACAUUACCAAACAGACCAUUUCAGAAAAUGAGAUUAAUGUUUCAGGGGAUGAAAUAAAAUCAAAAAUAGAGUCAGUGAGUGAUGCCGAACCUGCUGAACCUGCUAGUGAUCCUGCGGGUUCUGGUGGUGGUGCUGCUGCUAUUGCAAUCAAGACUGAAAUUCCUCUAAAACCAGGACUUGGUCCCACCGAUAAUCAACGACGUACUGUCUUUCAAGUUUCUCCUUCAGGGGAGCCGAUUUCUUCUGUGGUAGCUAAAAUAUUCGACUCGGAGAGACGAGGUGGAUUGAUGAUGUCCCCUAAAGCUCUACAUCUGUUCGAUCGGGGCAAAAAACGGUUAGUGGGACGCCAACUUUCUCUAGACGUUCCAGAUAGAAGGGUAACUCCGAGAUUAAAAACCCGUCAACUUUCCAUGGAUAUUCCUGAUACGGAAAUGGUGCCAAAUUUAUUUAGCGAAGUAGAAAAAGAUAGACUAUUGUCUGAGAUUCAGAGAGACGAAAUUCCAGAAGAAACUUCAGAGGAUUCUCUUGUUUCUAGAGUUUAAGGGAAUUGUAGGAGAUGAGUGCAAAAUAAUGGAAAUAGUAGUGAUUCUUUUUGGAUUAAAAGUUUGUGAUUCUCAUAUACUAGUGAUGCGUUUGGCUGAUAACUUUUCAUAUGUUAUUUGUUAUGCAGGGUAUCGUUAAUUGUGAUAACAGAUCUCAGGCUGUGCUUUGGAAAGUUUAGUCCAUAAGGCGGUUUCGACAGCUUCGAGUAAGGCUAAUACCAAAAUCAUUUCUUGUUCGUAUCCUGUUUUCCAGCUCAAAUAUUACUGGGUUAUUCCAAAAUUGGUAAGACUUUUCCUGAAGGGUAGAUUGUUUAAUGGAUAAGAAAUACCGGCAGUGGUUGAUUUAAUCAAAUUCACUCAACGAUUGUAUAUAGACGUACACAACUGUUUUUUAUUUUUACCGCACAAAAUUUUAACAAUCUUCAUUAAACACUUCACCGUUUCUAACAAACAUUUUUUUAAACAUUGCAACAGGCUUAUUAUAAUUUAUUAAUGUUUGUCCUAGAUACCUGACGUGUCAUUGACAUCUUGUUCACAUGAAAUGGGGUGUCGAAUAUCACGUGCAGUUAUGUUGGGGGGUGUUUAAAAUAAAAUAAAUUUUCUGUAAUACGUGUUAUUCCAGGAGCAUUAUGUUCUUUGCAGUAAAACUGUACUUUGUUUGAAGUGGGUUUUCUCGUAGGUUAAUUCGCAAGGAGCAUAGUGUAUGUUGUAGUCAUACGCCAUUUUGUU
This is a messenger RNA of Patella vulgata (common limpet), 2013 nucleotides long. RefSeq lists its product as uncharacterized. The transcript is spliced from 3 exons. The record is from RefSeq and is a predicted model, not a curated record. NCBI's taxonomy places the organism in Eukaryota, Metazoa, Mollusca, Gastropoda, Patellidae. The coding region runs from base 250 to 1284 and encodes 344 amino acids.